Messenger RNA from Hansenula anomala, 1093 nucleotides. RefSeq lists its product as uncharacterized. NCBI's taxonomy places the organism in Eukaryota, Fungi, Ascomycota, Saccharomycetes, Phaffomycetales, Wickerhamomycetaceae. The transcript has a single exon. Gene Ontology annotation, biological process: butanediol biosynthetic process. The record is from RefSeq and is a predicted model, not a curated record. Gene Ontology annotation, cellular component: cytoplasm. Gene Ontology annotation, molecular function: (R,R)-butanediol dehydrogenase activity. The annotation marks the transcript as partial.
GUGACGAGUGAGUUAAACACCCAAUAUUUGUUGAUGAGAGAUACUAAUAUUUUCGAAAAGGGUUUAUGGGAUGGAUGUUGGUGAUAAAGUUGCUAUUGAGCCAACCGUUUUCUGUUCGGAUAGCCCAAGAUUCCAAAAUACUAAUCUAUCAAAGGAUUAUAGUUGUGCACCUUGUUCUAAAGGAUUAACAAACAUUUGUGAUUAUGCUGGAAUUUGUGGAUUAGGCGCUCAAGAUGGUGGAUUAGCUGAAAAAUUCGUUACUGGUGCAAGACACGCUAUUGUUAUUCCUGAAAGUAUCCCAUUGGAAGUUGGUGCAUUGGUUCAACCAAUUGCUGUUUCAUGGCAUGCUGUUAGAAUAUCUGGCUUCAAAGAAGAUUCAUCAGCAUUAGUUUUAGGUGGUGGUGCUGUUGGAUUAGCUGCUAUAUUAUCAUGUUUUGGUCAUAAGGCUUCAAUGGUUGUAUGCUCUGAACCUUCAAAAAGAAGAAGAGAAAGUGCGGAAAAAUUGGGUGCUCAUGUUUUCGAUCCAAGUUCAGUUGAUGGUGAUCCAAUUAAGGAAUUGAUGGAUCUUAGUCCCAAAGGUCAUGGAUUUGAUUAUUGUUUUGAUUGUUCAGGUUUAGAAAUCACUUUACACACUGCAAUUAGAGCUGCCACUACAAAUGGUACUAUUGUUAAUGUUGCAAUAUGGGGUUCAGAUUCAAUCAAUUUUUAUCCAAUGGAGAUUACCAAAACUGAAAAAAGAUUAAUGGGUUCAAUGUGCUAUACAAGAGAAGAUUUUGAAGGUGUGUUGGAUGCUUUUGAAAAGGGGAACAUCGAUGUUGAUAAAACAAAAACUAUGAUCACAAGUGUUGUUGAUUUAGAAAAUGGUGUUGAAGGAGGGUUUGAUCAUUUACUGGCUAAUAAAGCUACUGAAGUGAAAAUCCUAAUUACUCCAAAUAAUCAUGGAGAAGUUGAGUACUCCAAAGAUUUUACAAAGACUCAUGAAGAGUACUUGAAUUAAAUAUUCUACAAAAUGAAAAAAUUUAUGUUAUAAAUAAACCAUUUCUUGAAAACACGUAGACCCAAAAUUAACACCUAAACAAUAAAACUAACAAAU